AUGGCUGAAACAAAGAAUGAUGAACAACUGGAACUGUUGAUGGUAGAAGGGGAAGAUGAGGCAGUAACCAACAAAAUACCAUCGGCAUUGAUCUCGAAUGUCAACUCUUCGAAUAUGCCCCCAGCGUUUUACAUCGCGGUUUGGAUUGGCAUGUCCUCGGCUGUCAUCCUAUUCAACAAGUACAUUUUGUACGAACUCAAGUUUCCUUUCCCAAUAUUUCUGACAACGUGUCAUAUGGUGUUUGCUACUAUCGGAACUCGUCUUCUGCAUAGAUAUACAAAUAUGAUGAAGGAUUUGCAAAAGGUCCAAAUGACUCGGGAAAUCUUUUUACGAGCCAUCCUGCCCAUUGGUGUACUCUUCUCAAUCAGUCUGAUGGCUUCUAAUAUGGCGUAUCUGUAUUUGACUGUUGCUUAUAUUCAGAUGCUGAAGGCCACCACUCCGGUGUUUGUUUUGGUGAUUGGAUAUGCCUUUCAAACCGAACAACCGGACAUGGUCGUGCUCGGCAAAGUUAUGUCUAUUGUUGUGGGUGUCAUAAUUGCGUCGUAUGGAGAAUUCGAGUUUGUCUUCAUUGGCUUCGUGUUUCAAGCCGUGGGAAUUCUGUCGGAAGCCAGUAGGCUGGUCAUGAUCCAGAAGCUGCUUUCCUGUUACAAAAUGGGCCCAUUGGUUUCUUUACACUGCUUUGCGCCUGUAUGUGCUGUUACAAACUUUGCCGCCUUUUUAGUAUUGGAGUCCAAAUCUCUCAGAUGGGAUCACGUAAAUGCGGUUGGCCUUCAAGUCCUCCUCUUAAACUGUUUAAUUGCGUUUGGUCUCAACAUUGCCGUAGUAUUCUUGAUCGGAAAGACGUCUUCCGUAGUAAUGACCCUGUCUGGAGUUUUGAAGGAUAUAAUCUUAAUUGUUGCUUCGGUACUCUUAUGGGCUACUAACAUCUCUGUAUCGCAGAUAUUUGGUUAUGGCAUCGCUCUCAUUGGCCUCGUCUGGUACAAAGAACCAAAUCUCGACAUGAAAAGGAUAUGUAUAGCAUUCGUAUGUCUCGUUGCUGUCAGCGGGCUAUCUGGGGCACUGUAUGAUCUUCCAAUAGGUGGAAAUUUAGAUCAGAAUGCCAGUGCCUACGACUGGCCAAAUAAAACAGGUGGACUCCUUAACAUUGAGCUCGCUGUGAAUUCAUCAAAAACAGUUAUCACCUGUUUUGCAGGGAGACGUCAGUAUAUGGAUAUAAUGCUUCAAUAUGUCGAUGCACUUGUCGAAAGGUCCUUUGUUGACGAGGUCCAUCUCUGGGAUUUCACUGCUGUUCCUGAAGACGCUCAAUAUCUGCAACAGUUUGUUGCCAAACCGAAAUAUACCGUUAUGAACACAAACAAACGGGAAAAGGCCUGGGAAGAUUAUUAUCAGUAUUACGGGGAAUUGAACGGCACAAAUGACGACGAUGUCUACAUCAAGCUAGACGAUGACACUUUAUUUAUUGACAUAGAAGCUUUUCCGAGUUUCAUUGCAUUUAGAAGAAAUAAUCCACAUGCUCUUUGGGGGUCGCCCAACGUGAUCAAUAAUGGAGUGACCGCAUACUAUCAGGGGUUAUAUAAGAUGCAUCCUAUAGCGCUGCCAUACGACUCCUAUUUUGGGAAACUGGUUACGAAUGGAACUAUCGCUGAACAGCUGCACGAACAUUUCGUAGGCCAUAUAGCUGACAUGUCUGAGUGGAUCAGACAGACUGGUGUCAUCUAUCAUAAAUUGGGAGAUAGGCUGAGCAUCAACUUCUUGGCAUUUUUAGCCAAGGAUCUGCCACUGAUCAAGGAUUUAGGAAAGGACGAUGAGCAUGUUUUGACUGUACUCAAGACGGUUGAAUUGAAAAGGCAAGGCUACAUCGACAUGUCCUUCUUGACCGCACAUAUGGCUUUUGGGCCGCAAAGAGAAGGCAAAGACGCCAUGAAUCAGUCUCAUGUGCUGGAGAUGUAUCGAAAUUUUGGCAGAAAAUAUUUUGAGAAGUUGGAAUCAAAGAAAGUCGCACCAUAA
Molecule: messenger RNA, 2007 nt
Organism: Synchytrium microbalum
Lineage: Eukaryota; Fungi; Chytridiomycota; Chytridiomycetes; Synchytriales; Synchytriaceae
Exons: 6
Coding region: 1-2007 (668 amino acids)
Cellular component (GO): Golgi apparatus; endosome; trans-Golgi network
Molecular function (GO): antiporter activity
Source: RefSeq, a predicted model, not a curated record